AACUUAACUCUGUCUCUGUCGGUGUGAGCAGUAAAAUGGCUGAAGGUGGAGGUUUAUUCGAUCAGGACCAGUUCAGCUGUGCGAUCUGCCUGGAUCUGCUGAAGGAUCCGGUGACUAUUCCCUGUGGACACUGUUAUUGUAUGGAUUGUAUUACGGGCUGCUGGGAUCAGAGUGAUCAUACUGGAGUCUACAGCUGUCCCCAGUGCAGACAGACAUCCACUCCAAGGCCUGUUCUGGGCAAAAACACCAUGCUGGCUGGAGUGGUGGAGAAACUGAAGAAGACAGGACUCCAAGCUGCUACUCCUGCUCACUGUUACGCUGGACCUGGAGACGUGGCGUGUGAUGUCUGCACUGGGAGAAAGCGCAAAGCCGUCAAGUCCUGCCUGAUGUGUCUGGCCUCUUACUGUGAUACUCACUUCAAACUUCACAAUGAACUCCACCCAGGAAACACACAUAAUGUCAUCAAUGCUACUGGAAACCUGCAGGACAGUAUUUGCCCUCAACAUAAAAAGUUUUUGGAGGUCUUCUGCCGUACUGAUCAGCAGUGUAUCUGCAUGCUGUGUGCAAUGGAUGAACAUAAAGGCCAUGAUACAGUCUCAGCUGCAGCAGAAAAGACUGAGAAACAGAAGCAGCUGGGGGUGACACAGAGUAAAUUCCAGCAGAGAAUCCAGGAGAGAGAGAAGGAGCUGCAGAACCUGAGACAGGCUGUGCAGUCACUCAAGCGCUCUGCACAGGCAGCAGAGGAGGACAGCGAGAGGAUCUUUACUGAGCUGAUCAGCUCCAUUGAGAGAAGGUGCUCUGAGGUGAAAAAGCUGAUCAGAGAUCAGGAGAAGGCUGAAGUGAGUUGGGCUGAAAGUUUCCAGGAGCGACUGGAACAGGAGAUUGCUGAGCUGAGGAGGAGAGACGCUGAGCUGGAGCAGCUUUCACACACAGAGGAUCACAUCCAGUUCCUCCAGAGCUGUCAGUCUCUCUGUGCCCCUCCUGGACCUGGAGAGUUUCCCAGCAUCACUGUCAGUCCACACAUCUCUUUUGAGGCAGUGAGGAAAUCUGUCUCUGAACUAAAAGAGCAGCUUGAGGAUUUCUGCAGGGUGGAACUGGUCAAUAUUUCCGAAUCAGUAAAAGAAGUCCAUACUUUAGAGCCCAGGACCAGAGAGGAUUUCUUACAGUAUUCCUGUCAACUCACACUGGACCCCAACACAGGAAAUCAAUACCUCCAUCUCUCUGAGGGGAACAGAGAGGUGACCUGUGUGGAAGAGAGCCAGUCAUAUCCUGAUCAUCCAGAGAGAUUUGACUACUGGGCCCAAGUGCUGUGCAGAGAGGGUCUGUCUGGAUGCUGUUACUGGGAGGCUGAGUGGAGUGGGGAUGAUGGGGUUUAUAUAGCAGUGUCAUAUAAAGAGAUCAGCAGGAAAGGGCAGAGUGAUGACAGUGCUCUGGGAGGUAAUAACAAGUCAUGGAGUUUGUGCUGCUCUCCCUCCAGUUACUAUUUGUGGCACAAUAAUGAGAGCACUGAAAUCCCUGUCCCCCCCUCCUCCAGAAUAGGAGUGUACCUGGAUCACGGGGCAGGAACUCUGUCCUUCUACAGCGUCUCUGACACAAUGACCCUCCUGCACAGAGUCCAGACCACAUUCACUCAGCCACUUUAUCCUGGGUUUGGGCUUUAUUUAGGAUCUUCUGGAAAACUGUGUGAUCUGGGGCAAGAAAGACAAAAGAAAAAUAAGCAGGAAUCAAAUCAAGUAGGGAAAUUCAAACCAAUAACACGGCACUAUUUUAUAACUGAAAUUUAAAUCUUUCUUCCUUUGUCAGUUUUAAAAGCAGUAGCAAGCAGUUCAUGGGUGUUAUCUUAAAUUGAUUUUAUAACCUGAAAAAUCAUGUAAUUGCAUUUAUCUUACAAUUUUUACAUUAAUUUCAAGAGGUUCGAAUACCACUGGCUGAAGCUUGGCUUGGCUGUAGAAGGAUGAAAGUUUGGGUUUAGAGCCUAAAAAUUAACUGGAUUCAAACAUGGUUUAUGAAUGACUUCAACUAUGGUCAGAAAAUAAGUAAACUCUUUAUUUUUUGACAGGGACAGCAUUUCAUUGUUAUUGACUCAAAUUGUACAGUUCAGUUUCAUUUGUUUCUGAAAUAAAGGUCUUACAAUCUGUG
Messenger RNA from Anguilla anguilla (European eel), 2139 nucleotides. Its product is annotated as tripartite motif-containing protein 16-like. The record is from RefSeq and is a predicted model, not a curated record. The transcript is spliced from 6 exons. Gene Ontology annotation, molecular function: zinc ion binding; protein binding. NCBI's taxonomy places the organism in Eukaryota, Metazoa, Chordata, Actinopteri, Anguilliformes, Anguillidae. The coding region runs from base 36 to 1784 and encodes 582 amino acids.